AUGCGAGCCUUUCGGGAACCCCUCCCUCCUGGAGCAAGUCUAGUCGAACGCCUGGGCCGUCACGCCCAAGCUCGAAUGCGACAGAGGUUCUCCUCGGGUGCUCCUAUACCGUCCCAACCAUUGGUGCCUCUCCCUCUCCAGGUAGAAUGUGAGAAUAUCGCCGACACGGCGUACAUUGCCCUUCAGAAUGAAGAAACACUUGACUGGUCCAUAACAGAUUGGUACAGCAAGAAUCGCAAGCGCAGCGCGGUCGCCGAUGAAAAAUCGAUAAACGCGAUGGAAUCCGCAUUCCCGCCAUCCUCUAGGGUGAAUCGCCUAGGUAAACCGAUACUCAGGCAAACCCCUUGUGUCGUCAAGGAUCGCAACGGGCGAAUUCUUACCUGGUAUCUUCCCAACUCGAUCCUCCCUGAACGACAAAAGGAAAUAGAAGAUGCCAUUCGAUGGCAUUCAUCCUCUCACGAAUCGUCUCCCUUCCUCGUGAGGGACAAUGGCAACUAUCGCGACCACGCCUCACUUUUUACCCAAGGCGAGGAUCUGACGUUCAAGCCCGGCGUAGUCACUUACUCCUCUGCGUGGCCGAUGCAGGGCCAUCCCGAUACCUUGGCUCCUUCAGCCAACCUCAAGAACCGACGGCAGGGUAGCCUUGAGUUCAUCGAGCGGAUAUCUGAAAGUGUCGCUGUCCUCGGAGCGAUUUUGGCCGUCAUACAUCCCGCUCUUUUUGAAAUGGGCUUGGAGAUGCUGGCCGGGCUCAAUUCGGGCAUCAUCCCCGCCGGUGACCUUGAACAUCUCAGAACACUCCUCAAAUAUUGGAGCUCCCCGUUCACCGCCUUCUCCCUCAUCAACAACCGAAGGACCGAUCUCCAUCGCGAUGUCUGUAGUCCGGUAUAUGUUUACGACUUGCUCUACACCGGCGGCAACUACGUGAACGGGAGAAUUGAGAUUCGAGGUAUCGGCAUCAGGUGCCGUUACGAUCCUGGUACUGUCGUAGCGACAUUGGCUUCAUGCUUCCCUCAUGGCGUUCCUCCAGUGGACGGUGAGCGGGUUUGCAUCGCACAUUUUUUCCGUGAACAGGCUCUUGAACAUCUCCCAUUUUAUCGACCCCCAGUAUUGCCUACACACCUCACGUUGAACCAUUUUUAUAGCCACAAUGAUUAG
Coprinopsis cinerea okayama7#130 is the source of this 1155-nucleotide messenger RNA. RefSeq lists its product as hypothetical. The transcript is spliced from 4 exons. Lineage: Eukaryota; Fungi; Basidiomycota; Agaricomycetes; Agaricales; Psathyrellaceae. Bases 1 to 1155 code for a protein of 384 amino acids. The record is from RefSeq and is a predicted model, not a curated record.